CGUUGCCACCACUGGAUUUACUGACUGGGCCAACGAUACAGCAGCAUACACUGGUGUUGGUUUGACAGUCUGUGGCCAACUCUGUUUCGUCGUGAAUUGUAGCGUGUUUUUGCUACAAACAAGAUGUAUGUAUAAUUUUUUGAAUGGCAAAAAGAACGGGAGAUUAGGAUUGAAAACAUUUCGUCGCGGCGUUCUUCAAAGCAAAGGAUUCUUCUUUCGUGGUGGUGGAUUUUUUUGUUGUUGCUUGUAGCAAUUUCAUUGGCUGUUGUGGACAUUUUGGAUUCAUUUUAAUGUUCCUUUUUAUAUUUUUUAACCCAUAUAUCUUAUCAAAUCGAAUACUUGUGUGUCCCCCGUUUUAUUUUAGUCAUUACUUUUUGUUUAUUGUCUGACACACUGGACACUGUUUUUCAGCGAGACGCAAACUCGGAAUGCUAAACAACUUUCGAGGGGAUUGGUCUCUCGCGAAAGAAUGCGUUUGCUAACUGGAUAGCUAGCCAGUUAUCUAGCUAGCUAACGCUAAGUGUACUUUGAGUGGAUGCUUGAAGGAGAAAACGUAGUCGGCCAGCGAAUUUAUACAGUUUAAAAGUUUCGUGGUUUUUAAGCAAUUUCCGGACUAUAUAACUAAUUCGACAUCAUUUUACGAUAAGCACCUGUGCUGCUGUUGGGUCUCUCACCUGCCAUCAGCUGGGAUCCAGGGGCCUAGGUAAAUGACAAGUGCCUGAGGAUGUCGAGCAAGCGGAACCUGUUUGUGCGUCUAGUGCCGUGCCGCUGCCUGCGGGGGGAGGAGGAGGCGGUGACGUCUCUGGACUACUCCCACUGCAGCCUGGAGACAGUGCCUAAGGAGAUCUUCAGCUUGGAGAAGACCCUGGAGGAGCUCUAUCUGGACGCCAACCAGAUCGAGGAGCUGCCCAAACAACUGUUCAACUGCCAGUUGCUCCACCGGCUGAGCAUGCCAGACAAUGACCUCACAGUGCUGCCUGCGGCCAUCGCCAACCUCGUCAAUCUCAGGGAGCUGGACGUCAGCAAGAACAGUAUCCAGGAGUUUCCAGAAAAUAUCAAGAACUGCAAAGUCCUGGCUAUCGUUGAAGCGAGUGUGAAUCCCAUCUCCAAGCUCCCAGAGGGUUUCACCCAGCUCCUCAGCCUGUCACAGCUCUACCUGAAUGACGCCUUCCUCGAGUUCCUUCCAGCCAGCUUCGGCAGGUUGACUAAACUGCAGAUCCUGGAGCUGAGAGAGAACCAGUUAAAGAUGCUGCCAAAAAGCAUGCACAAGCUCACCCAGUUGGAGAGGCUGGACUUGGGGAGUAACGAGUUCACUGAAGUGCCUGAGGUAUUGGAGCAGCUCACUGGAAUCAAAGAGCUGUGGAUGGAUGGAAACAGACUGACGUUCCUACCAGGGAGGCUGGGCACUCUGAAGCAGCUGUCCUACCUGGAUGUGUCCAAGAACAACCUGGAGAUGGUGGACGAGCAGAUCUGUGGCUGUGAGAGCCUGCAGGACCUGCUGCUCUCUAACAACGCACUCACACAGCUGCCCGGAUCCAUAGGCUCCCUGAAGAAACUAACCGCCCUGAAAGUGGAUGAGAACCAGCUCAUGUAUCUGCCCGACUCUGUCGGAGGGCUGGCAGCCCUGGAUGAGCUGGACUGUAGUUUUAACGAGAUUGAGGCUCUGCCCUCCUCCAUCGGACAGUGUGUCAGCAUACGCACCUUCGCCGCUGACCACAACUUCCUCACACAGCUGCCCCCAGAGAUGGGCAGCUGGAAGAAUGCCACCGUGUUGUUCCUGCACUCCAACAAGCUGGAGUCUCUGCCCGAGGAGAUGGGAGACAUGACCAAGCUCAAGGUCAUCAACCUCAGUGACAACAAGUUGAGGAAUCUUCCCUACAGCUUCACCAAGCUCAACCAGAUGACUGCUAUGUGGCUGUCUGAGAACCAGUCGAAGCCCCUCAUCCCUCUGCAGAAGGAGGACGAUCCAGAGACCCACAAGACGGUACUCACCAACUACAUGUUCCCCCAGCAGACCAGGACAGAGGACUACAUCCCCAGCUCUGACAGUGAGAGCUUUAACCCCUCCCUGUGGGAGGAGCAGAGGAAGCAGCGGGCCCAGGUGGCCUUCGAGUGUGACGAGGACAAGGAUGAGAGGGAGACGCCUCCACGGGAGGGCAACCUGAAGCGCUACCCGACACCGUACCCAGACGAGCUGAAGAACAUGGUGAAGACGGCCCAGUCAGUCGCCCACAGGCUGAAGGAGGACGAGUCAGGCGACGAGUCAGGGAAGGAUGCCAGACCUAGCGAGCGUAACCAUGUGGGAGUACAGGACGUGGGAGUCAAGGUGAUUGAGGCUCCCUGUGCCAACGGCAAGCCAGUGGAGAUGGAGCCCAAAGCGCCUGUCUGUGUCCAGGACUCCACGGCACCCCUGGAGACCUCUGAAUCCUACAACUCCCAAAAGACCUCUCUCCGAACCUCCGACAACACCAGGACCAUGAACCAUGAGGACACCCUGGAGUCUUUUUCUCUGCAGGACUCCGAGGAGCUUUCGUCUGAGGAGGAGGAGAUGAAGAUAGCGGAGAUGAGGCCUCCUCUGAUCGAGAUCACCAUCAACCAGCCCAAGGUGGUGGCCCUAAGUAAGAACAGAAAAGAUGACGGUAAAGACGCUGACUCGUUGCUGGACGAGACGGUGGCCAACAGCAAUCAGAACAACAGCAACUGUUCGUCCCCGUCGCGCAUGUCGGACUCUGUGUCUCUGACCACGGACAGCAGCCAGGACAACUCCCUGUGCACCCCUGAGAGAGAGGCCAAGAUGCCCUUCCUACCCAAAAGCAGGCAAGAGGAUGUAAACAUGAACCAGCGGAAGGAGAGCACCCCUCUCCUCCAGAAUGGCAAUGGCUCGGUCACGUCCCUGCAGGCCCUCCUGAAGACCCAGCAGGGCUACGAGUCCAAGCCCGAGAAGAUGGUGGGUGACUACGACCUGUCCAUGGAGAGGCUGGCCUUCAUCGAGAAGGGCAACAACAAUGGCACGGGUGACGCCUACACCAAGUGGGACCAGAUCAACAUGAAUUUGGCCAAGCUGCCACCUCAGCCGGACAACAUGGUGGUCCAACCGGACGACCGCCCGAACGGCUCGAGCGCCAAGGAGGACUUUAACCACUUGCCUCCCCCGUAUAACAAUGACAAUUCUACGGCGCCCAUCACGGACCACUUGAAGAACGGCAACCAGCUGGGCGACCACUUCAAUAGCCACUCCAGCGAGGGACUGGCUGUGUCGCCUAUGAGGGUGGACUCUGCCACGUCGGUGGUGCGGACGGCUUCUGCGGGCGUGACGGCCAGCAGCAACAUGUCUCUGUCUCGCAGCACCGAGGAGCUGUCCCCGGAGAAACGAUGCUCCCCUCCUGUAGUGGCGAAGGCUCAGAGCAUCACCAACAUUGAGGCGGGGGGGAUGAAGCUGUACUCCUUGGACGCUGAGGGGGGCUCCUAUGAGGGUGGCGUAGUGGGCAGGAUGGCCGGAGCCGGCCCGGGGGCCCAGGGCCAGAGCAUCGUCCGCAGCAAGUCAGCCUCCCUGCUCAACGACCAGCCCUUCCAGGUCUACUCCGGUUCCUCAGCUUCCUCCUCCGACCUGCUCUCCAGCUCCUCCAAGCCCCCCGUCAGCACCGGCCGCUACCCCGUCCCCUCUGGCAUGGCCAUGGGCCCGCCGCCCCAGUACAACGUCCAGUACUCCAGCAGCACCAUGCCCAAAGACGGCCUGUGGACCCAGAGGACCCCCGUCCCCCCCAACCAGGGCUUCCUUCCUCCGCCCCAGCAUUCUCUGGCCAACACCAACUACUCCAACCGCAACCAGGCUCCUCCCUACCUCCUCCAGGCCCAACAGAGAGGCCCGCCCACGGGGCCCACGCCCGGUGACAUGUGGGCUAAGGAGAGACACCUGCCCCUCGGAAGUCAGCCACGGAGCGGCACCCUUCAGAGGCAGAGCAGCAGCAGUUCCUCCAUGGGGGACCCCCGGCGCAUGCAGGUGCCCGAGGGAGAGUACAUGACGUACAGGGACAUCCACACCCUGGGCCGGGGGCCGCUGGCCAUGGCUCAGGCCAUGCAGAGGCCUCUGUCGGCCCGUACCUACAGCAUUGACGGACCCAGCACCCCAAGGCCCCAGAGCUCCAGGCCACAGCCCCACGAGCUGCCCGAGAGGACCAUGUCAGUCAGCGAUUUCAACUACCAGCACGUCAGCCCCAGCAAGAGGCCCAACGCCAGGGUGAAGUCUGAGCACUCGUUGCUGGAUGGGCCGGGAGGACCGGGAGCAGGAGGAAGGGUACCGGUGGACUGGAGAGAUCAGGUGAUGCGCCACAUCGAGGCCAAGAAGAUAGAAAAGAACUCCUUGUCUCGGUCCUAUAAUUCCAAUUACGCCCCGCUGAGCUGCUCCCACUACGGCAGCUCUCGGGACGUGCACCACUCAGGCAGCCAUGGCUCUCUGGUCUUUAGUGCUGCCGCAGACGGACGGCCUUAUGGAGCCCAGGGCCACUGUGAUGACGUGUUUGGACCUCAAGGGCAGCAGGGCAACACCAUGGACACCCUCCGAAAAGUGCCUUCGAUGAACGGUCAGCUGGGCGGUCCGGUGCGUGGCCAGAUGACGUCGUGCCAGACGCCCAUGGCCCGCCACCCCUCCAGAGAGCAGCUCAUCGACUACCUGAUGCUCAAGGUCUCCCAUGGCCAGCAGCCCCAGGGGCCCCCUCCACCACGGGCCGACCACGACACACUGCAGCAGGAGUUCCGUGUGAAAGUGGAGAAGAACCCAGAGCUAGGGUUCAGUAUAUCAGGAGGAGUAGGAGGACGGGGAAACCCUUUUCGUCCGGACGAUAAUGGCAUCUUCGUGACAAGGGUCCAGCCUGAGGGACCUGCCUCUAAGAUACUCCAGCCUGGAGACAAGAUCCUCCAGGCAAACGGAUAUAGCUUUGUGAACGUUGACCAUGGGAAUGCCGUGGCCCUGCUGAAGACAUUUCCCACCACUGUGGAUAUGAUCAUCGUCCGAGAGUUGGCUGCGUAGAGAGAGACAGACGGGACUGUGGAGCGACGACCUCCAAUCCUUCUUGUUUUUAUAUACAGAGGAGCCUGGUCUAUAAAUAGAAGAACUGAACUGCUUUAUGGGGAAGAGAACCUUCUAGAGCUUUUGGGAUAACGGGGGCCGUACCACUGCAUCAAGUGGACUUAGUGAGGGAGGAGAGGGACCUGGGGAGGGGGAGCAAACAUCUGGAAGCAUGCGUAGUCGACUUGGUCGUCUUAAAGAAGUCACUGUGGGAUAGCCGGUUAUUUUUUACACAGAGGGUGCUGCAGAGACGGCGUGUGCUCCAACGACACAGAGAUCAACAACAAAAAAGUGCUUUCUGUAUCGUUACACUUUUGUUUUUUUGAAGAAAAUAAUAUUCCUACAUCAUUACGGAGUUGUAGUUGCUGUAGUUGAGCAUUAACUGUAGUUGACCACUAGAGGGCAGAGCUCCCUCUGUCUCUCUCUCUGCCCUCCUUUUUAAAUCAUGUAUUGUUAUUAUUUUUAAUAGAUGCUGAGACCACUUAUUUGACCUAGGUGACAUUUGAUCUGGGGGACAAUUAUGUGCUUUCUUGUGGAGAUGAAUGUAGUGCUGGGUUGCGCUUUCAGAACGAUGUUUAAGAAUUCUCCCCCCUGCCUAAUUGCAAUUGUGACAAUUUUUGACCAGGUCCUGUACAUGGUGGAUAGUUGAGAAGGACAAUUAAUUUGCCUCUGCCUCCAUAAAGCCUGUGAGGCACACACUGCAUACAUCCAUUAUAUACUGUCCGCAGUCUAAGAACAGUUAUAGUAGCCUCUGGAACCGCUGGCUUGGAAUAUCCCUCACCUGAAAAGACCUGCCUGUGCCGGCAUUGAACUCCUGACAGACGAGGACACUCACUCCGUCACUGAAUCAAUACUCCGGUUGCUGACUACUUGGAUGCUGUAAAACACUCUUUGUACGUGAAAUGGAAUUGGGACUGGGAUAUGGAACAGAUCAUGAUAUUUCUUUGUGUAGAAACUGACUGGGAGUAACAAUAGAGGAAUGUCUUUGCUUGGCCUUAAUUAGCCUAGCCAGGAUGUUAUGUGAGAUAGGGGUCAGGAGGCAGAGUGGUAAUGCCAGGUCACCAAAACAUGUGUUGAGACCAUGGUCAGGUGUUGGGGAGGUGCUGGUGGGAGUAGCGCCCUAUUCCCCAAAGUGCGCUACGUACUAGUGGUGCACUAUUUACAAAGGAUAUAGGGUGUGAUUUGAGAUGCAGCCUGUGUCAGACUCUGAGCAGGUUUAGGCCUGGUCUCUGGGCCCCUUCCACUCAUGUUGGUAAGAUUCUAAAGGGCUUCUCCCUCAACUCAGCCAUUGGUGACCUAGAAAACACUCACAAAACGGUUUGAGGUUAAAAAAGGGUUUGUCUGUGUAACAUAUUUUUGUUUAAGUGGGGGAAAACAACCAUAGUUUGCCUUUUGUGUAUAAAAAUCAUAUUUUUUAGACAUCAAUCUAGGCUUUUCACUCUCUUUUUGUGUUGGGAUAGUGUUUCAUGCAUGAACUCUUUGCUCUAUGCUGGGGGGGGACUGAGCUGUUAAGUGCCAUAGACCUUGAACUGUUUGAACAAGGGGGUGGAUGGAGUGACUACCCUGAGACCCAAGCAAUAUUCACAUAUUUCUCUUCACAACAAACUAAACGCUCUCUUCUUGAGUACACCCUGUGUGACUCGACACAAUGGUUUAAUAGCAAUAGUCAGCGGCUUUAUUUUCAUUCAGAAAGACAUCCGAUUGCAUUUUUUUAAACCUAUAAAAGAAAAAGAACGCAAGAAGAAACCCUUUUAGUGAUCGCUGAUUGUUAUACAGGAUUUUAUAUUGUAAAGAAUCUUUUCUAAUGAAAAACAACAUGGGAAGUAACAUUUUUAGCAAAGAAAGUAAAAUGUAAAAGUCUGCAUUGUAUAAUAGUGAAUGCUCUUGCGUCACUCAGCCCUAGGCUUACAUAUGAGUUGCAGGCUUUCCCAAACUUAACUGCUCAGAAAACUGUUCAAACCAACUGGUUACGUGUAUCUGUGCAAACAUGAAUCACUUUUACCCCAGUGUAAAAAAAACUCAAUCCGAGCUGCAAAGUCAUUUGUAAUGUUUCUAAUUGAAUAGUGUCAAGCUAUAAAAAUGCAUUUAAAAGCUUUUACGCUAUGUCCACUUGGUGUAAUCAACAGUCUAUAGAUGUAUGUGUUGUUUGCAUGAAUUCACCGAAUGAAUUGUCUAUUUUGAAAAUUGAAUUCAUGAAACCUUUUAGAAAUAUUUCCUAUAGAAAGCAAACGAUCCAAUUCAAAGAUCUCUACAAGUUAUGACCCCACUGAACCUUUUUUGUAAAUCGAUUGUAAUGCAAACACUGAAUUGUGACAGAGCGUAAAGAAAGUACUUAUCAGAGAUUGAUCAUUGUUUUUUCCCCCAUACAUUUAAUGGCGUUGUCGUUAUACAAAUCCUUCACAAAUUCCAAAUGUUAUGCAUGUAAUUCAUUGUUACUUUAUGCAUAGAGCUAAAGAUUAUACUCAUGUUACCGUCAACUUGUGACUCGAAUAGAAAACAUUGUCGAUGAUGUUUGCUCCCCUUUUUUUCCAUUUUGAAUUCCAACUGAACAUUGCCCCCAAAUGAAACUGUCCCGUUUUUUUAAUAGUUUUUUUUUAGCAACUGCAGUCCCAGUGGCACGCUCCUAACUGCAGAUAUUUGUCACUGGUCAAUGUUAGCCUAGAGAGGUAACAUAUUGACGUGUUAAGGUUUCUCUUCUGCAUUUUCCCCUCGCAAGAUUACUGUUAGUACAUCAUGUUUUAAAUUAGAACAUUGUAAUUAUGCUUUUGUGCUGUUUUGUUGUGGGCACUGUGUUAUUUUACUUUCUAUCUGGGAAUAGGAACAAUCUAAUGAGAUUUCUUGGGUCAAUGUCAUAUUUAGACCUUGUACAAUCUGGGACUAAAACCUAGGGGGUCACCUGUUUGCCAUAUCCAAGAUUAACUGGUCUUUUCAUUCUCUCACCUUGUUUUUAUUUAUUUAGCUCAGUCUCCUGUGACUUUUUAGACAUUUACUAAUCAAAAUGUAAAUACUUUAAAAAAAAGUUAAGAAAUCAAUUAAUCAUGGCAUUAGUCACUGAGUUUGUAAAACCAGCAAUAAAUUGCAAUGCAGACACAACCCGUUUAAUGUAGAGCUAUUUCAAAGGUUUCUCUGGAAACGGCUACAGUAAGGUGAUUGAUAUGCAUUCAUUCAACAUUCCAGAUUUUGUAUAUAACAAUACUGUUUCUUAGUUAACCUGUGGAAAAUAAGAAAUAAACUAAUGCUCUUUA
Molecule: messenger RNA, 8310 nt
Organism: Salvelinus fontinalis (brook trout)
Lineage: Eukaryota; Metazoa; Chordata; Actinopteri; Salmoniformes; Salmonidae
Product: erbin-like
Exons: 27
Coding region: 725-5026 (1433 amino acids)
Biological process (GO): neurotransmitter receptor transport postsynaptic membrane to endosome; neurotransmitter receptor transport, endosome to postsynaptic membrane
Cellular component (GO): postsynaptic membrane; postsynaptic density; adherens junction
Molecular function (GO): protein binding
Source: RefSeq, a predicted model, not a curated record